Messenger RNA from Ceratotherium simum simum (southern white rhinoceros), 1439 nucleotides. It is a transcript of the gene SYNGR3, whose product is annotated as synaptogyrin 3. Gene Ontology annotation, cellular component: neuromuscular junction; synaptic vesicle membrane. Lineage: Eukaryota; Metazoa; Chordata; Mammalia; Perissodactyla; Rhinocerotidae. The record is from RefSeq and is a predicted model, not a curated record.
GGCGGACGGACAGACCGACAGAGGGCGCCGGGGGCGCGCGGCCCGCCCGGGCCAGCCAUGGAGGGAGCCUCGUUCGGCGCGGGUCGCGCGGGGGCCGCUCUGGACCCCGUGAGCUUCGCGCGCCGGCCUCAGACCCUGUUGCGGGUCGCGUCCUGGGUGUUCUCCAUCGCCGUCUUUGGGCCCAUUAUCAACGAGGGGUACGUGAACUCCGACAGCGGCCCCGAGCUGCGCUGCGUCUUCAACGGGAACGCAGGCGCCUGCCGCUUCGGCGUCGCGCUUGGCCUCGGGGCCUUCCUCGCCUGUGCCGCCUUCCUACUGCUCGACAUGCGCUUCCAGCAGAUCAGCAGCGUCCGCGACCGCCGCCGCGCGGUGCUGCUCGACCUGGGCUUCUCAGGGCUCUGGUCCUUCCUGUGGUUCGUGGGCUUCUGCUUCCUCACCAACCAGUGGCAGCGCACGGCGCCCGGGCCGGGCACGACGCAAGCGGGAGACGCGGCGCGGGCCGCCAUUGCCUUCAGCUUCUUCUCCAUCCUCAGCUGGGUGGCGCUCACCGUGAAGGCCCUGCAGCGGUUCCGCCUGGGUACCGACAUGUCUCUCUUUGCCACCGAACAGCUGGGCGCCGGGACGUGCCAGGCCUAUCCCGGUUACCCAGUGGGCAGCGGCGUGGAGGGCACCGAGACUUACCAGAGCCCGCCCUUCACCGAGACCCUGGACACAAGCCCCAAAGGGUACCAGGUGCCUGCCUACUAGUGGCUGGCAGGCCUGGACCAGGGCUCGAAGGCCACCCCACCAAUGCAGGGCCCAAAAUCUCCUGGGACCUCCCUUGGGUCCUCCUGGCCCAGUGCCAGGGACAGAGGGGAUGGCCACUAUGGGCCAUCUGGGUCCAAGAGAGGGUAGCCCCCAGGGUGCCUGGGCUGCCUCCGCAAGUUCCGCGUCCCCUUAGUCCCCGGCCCUGGGCCGGAGGUCCUGAGGAGGGGACAGCACAACCCUGGGUGUGUGUCCUCUAGCCUCUAGUGGACCAGCUUGGGCAGGUCCUCUCAUGAGCCAGCCAACCUGGGGCUCAUGUGUUCACUCUGGGGUCAGGGAUCCUGUGGUCCUCCAUGGCCAGGUGCAGGAGCUGCCUUUGCCCUCACCCCCACCCCUUGGCCUGGGGAACAUGGCCACUGUUCCCCAUCCUGUGUCCCUGUGGGUAGUGACGGUCCUUGCUCCUGUCGUGGUGGCUCACCUGUAGGGCCACGUGCUCUGUCUGGAGCCUCCCUCCAUUCCCUCUCACAGGCUCAGAGUAGUCUGGGUCUGUCAAUGUUGUGAUUGUGAUCAAGUCUUCAGGUUUCACCUCCUAGUCUCCCACAAGCAGCCCCUCUGUCUGUGGCCCCUGUUCCCGCCCCUACCUGCCUUGGCCCAGGCCCCUGCCCAGGUGUGAGCAGUUCUGGCCAGGAAGGCAC